GGGAUUUAUAGCAGAACUGAGGGCUUCUGUGAAAUUCCUGACAGUGGGGUCUGUCUUCAGGGAGAUGACUGCCAACCUUUUGCGCUCACUAGGGGUCGUCGAAUGUCAGAAAAUCAAUCUGGCAACAACAGGAAGAACACGCAACUAGGCGAUCCUUGGAAACACUCCGGGAUUAGCAACCGCAGUGCCUUGAUAAAAUUACAAGUGUAAGAAAAUCAAUGCCAGUCGCGAAUGCCGGGGCAAUGCAGAACAGUCAAUGUGAAGUGUGCUAGAAAGUUACAGCCCAAGUGCGGACGAUACAGAGCAGACUAUUUAAUCGUCAGGUUGCAGGAUAAUUUAAGGAUUGAUGGAGUGACGUCAGUACGUACCUUGAUAGCAGUGUAAUCUGUUUGAGAACGGUCUAACCUCAAAGGGAAAUGGGCACGUUUCUACACGGAUGUCGGGGAACGCCACCAGCACGGUGCUGACCUACCUACCUGCGAGCAGCUCUCGGAAUAAAUAGGCAGAGCGAGAGUGAGAUAAAAACUCUUUUAAGAACAGCUCUGCUCGGCUCCUGAACCCGCUGCCCGAUUCCCUGUCUGGAAGACUGGGUGUUAAGAACAUUGGACGCUAUUUUACAACAACGGCCUCGUCCAUCCUGAAGGUUAAAAAUCGAUUGGAUUAGCACGACAGAGGGCAGGGUGAAACUCAUUUUACACCCAAGCAAUUUGCAGAACUGGCCUUAAUUAGUCACCCGUCGGAGCACCGGACAACAGCGACUUUGAAUUGGGCUUGUCCGUUUUCACCAUCUCCAAGGCAUAUAUUUUAUACCGAGACUCCAUGGAGUGAGUAGCUUUUCCCGCACAUUCAGAACCGCUGAUUAAUAGACCGUGUUUUAUUUGGAAAAAUAAACAUGAAUAUAAUUGCACUGCUACUCACCGGAUUGUCUCUAUCUGUGAAACUGCACUGGAUUUGUGGAUUCGAUUACGAUUACACUUAUGAUUACAAUGAUGAAGAAAAGGCGGAGGUUAUUGAUUAUAAAGACCCAUGCAAAGCUGCUGCAUUUUGGGGAGACAUUGCAUUAGAUGAAGAAGACUUGCAACUCUUUCAAAUUGACCGGACAAUUGAUUUAUCAAGAUACAUCUUAGACAGAAUGGGGCACACCACAGGUGGGUCUGGAGAACAUAGAGUUUCUAAAAAGAAGGGAGCAGUUUUUCAACUUAUAGAUCGGAUACUAAGAUUGGGAGCAGACAGUGAUCAAAAUACAACCGACAUAGAAAAGAAUAACUCAGAGAACUUAAGACAGAGUGAAAAGAAAAGGGUUCCCAGAGCUGCAACAUCUCGUGCUGAGAGAAUUUGGCCCGGGGGUGUUAUACCAUAUGUUAUUGGAGGGAACUUCACUGGUAGCCAGCGGGCAAUGUUCAAACAGGCCAUGCGACACUGGGAGAAGCACACAUGCGUUACUUUCAUCGAACGAGCAGAAGAAGAAAGUUACAUUGUCUUUACAUAUAGGCCAUGUGGGUGUUGUUCUUAUGUGGGUAGACGCGGUAAUGGUCCCCAAGCUAUAUCCAUAGGGAAAAACUGUGAUAAAUUUGGCAUCGUGGUUCAUGAACUGGGCCAUGUGAUCGGGUUUUGGCAUGAACAUACAAGACCAGAUCGAGAUGAUCAUGUGACCAUCAUUAGAGAAAACAUCCAGCCUGGCCAGGAAUACAACUUCCUCAAGAUGGAACCUGGUGAAGUGAACUCCCUUGGAGAAGCGUAUGACUUUGACAGCAUCAUGCACUAUGCUAGGAACACCUUCUCAAGAGGUAUGUUUUUGGAUACCAUUCUUCCUGGACGUGAUGAAAAUGGCAUAAGGCCUGCCAUUGGUCAACGUGCACGGUUAAGUAAAGGAGACAUUGCACAGGCAAGGAAGCUGUAUAGAUGUCCAGCUUGUGGGGAAACUCUUCAGGAUUCAACCGGUAAUUUCUCAUCCCCCGGAUUUCCUAAUGGAUAUCCCUCAUACACACAUUGUGUUUGGAGAGUCUCAGUUACACCUGGUGAAAAGAUUGUUUUGAAUUUUACAACCAUGGAUCUCUUUAAGAGUCGCCUCUGCUGGUAUGACUACAUAGAAGUACGAGAUGGUUAUUGGAGAAAGGCACCACUUCUUGGUAGAUUCUGUGGUGAUAAGCUGCCCGAGAUUCAAACUUCCACCGAUAGCAGGAUGUGGAUUGAAUUCCGCAGCAGCAGUAACUGGGUAGGAAAGGGUUUUGCUGCAAUUUAUGAAGCAAUCUGUGGUGGCGAUAUCAGUAAAGAAUCUGGACAGAUCCAGUCUCCUAACUAUCCAGAUGACUACAGACCAUUGAAGGAAUGUGUAUGGAAGAUAACAUUGUCUGAACACUACCAUGUGGGAUUAGUUUUCCAGGCUUUUGAGAUUGAGAGACAUGACAACUGUGCUUAUGACUAUCUUGAAGUCCGAAAUGGUAAUAAUGAAAACAGCCCAUUGAUUGGGCGAUUUUGCGGCUAUGACAAACCUGAAGACAUCAAGUCUACUUCCAAUUCCCUAUGGAUGAAGUUUGUUUCUGAUGGAACCGUCAAUAAAGCAGGAUUUGCAGCAAAUUUUUUUAAAGAGGAGGAUGAGUGUGCCAGACAUGACAAUGGAGGGUGUGAGCAGCAAUGUGUGAACACGUUGGGCAGUUACAAGUGUACCUGUGACCCGGGCUAUGAACUUGCAGCAGACAAGAAAAGUUGUGAAGCUGCCUGUGGAGGACUUCUGUCAAAGCUAAAUGGAACAAUCACCUCACCAGGCUGGCCAAAGGAAUACCCUCCAAACAAGAAUUGCAUCUGGCAAGUUGUGGCUCCCUCGCAGUACAGGAUCUCUAUGCAGUUUGAAUUUUUUGAACUAGAGGGCAAUGAUAUAUGCAAAUAUGAUUAUGUGGAAAUCCGCAGCGGCCUUUCAUCUGAUUCCAAGCUUCAUGGAAAGUUUUGUGGGACAGAACUGCCUGAGGUUAUAACAUCACAGUACAACAACAUGAGGAUUGAGUUCAAAUCUGACAAUACUGUUUCAAAGAAAGGAUUCAAGGCCCAUUUCUUCUCAGACAAGGAAGCACCAUGCAAAGAGAGAAUUUUUAUUUUUGAAUCUUGCAAGAGCCUGAUGCAGGUUUCCCUUUCCAGCCGUGUACGUAUUACUGAUGGACUGGUGGCCUCUGAAAGGUUCAGAGAUAAAGAUGAAUGUUCCAAAGACAACGGAGGCUGUCAACACGAAUGUGUCAAUACAAUAGGCAGUUAUGUUUGCCAGUGUCGAAAUGGAUUUGUACUACAUGAAAACAAACAUGAUUGCAAAGAAGCUGAAUGUGAACACCGGAUUUACAGUGCCACUGGCACCAUCACUAGUCCCAAUUGGCCAGAUAAAUAUCCUAGUCGCAAAGAAUGUACGUGGGAAAUCUCCGCAACUCCAGGCCACAGAGUGAAGAUAACUUUCAACGAAUUUGAAAUCGAGCAACACCAAGAAUGUGCUUAUGAUCACCUGGAAGUGUUUGAUGGAGAAACUGAUAAGUUUGCAAUCCUUGGACGGUUCUGUGGGAGCAUCAUUCCAACUCCUGUCAUCUCCACUGGAAAUAAAAUGUUUGUUAGAUUUGUUUCAGACGCAUCGGUGCAAAGAAAAGGUUUCCAGGCCACCCACUCCACUGAAUGUGGUGGGAGACUGCGGGCUGAAAUUAUAUCCAAAGAGCUGUACUCCCAUGCACAGUUUGGGGACAACAACUAUCCAGGCCAGGUUGAUUGUGAAUGGCAGAUUGUUGCAGAAAAAGGUUAUGGAGUGGAGUUAUCCUUCCAAACAUUUGAAGUGGAAGUGGAAGCUGACUGUGGCUACGACUUUAUUGAAAUAUUUGAUGGGUUUGACACCACUGCUUCAAGGCUUGGACAGUUCUGUGGAUCAGGGCCACCUGAAGAAAUGUAUUCAACAGGAAAUGCAAUUUUACUCCACUUCCAUACUGAUGACACAAUUAACAAGAAAGGAUUCCAUAUACGAUACACAAGCACAAAAUUCCAGGAUUCCCUCCACAUCAAAAAGUAACUUGGGCCAUCAAUACAGUUUGCUGUAUCCUUAAAAUAAAACAAAGGCAAAAAUAACCUGAAUGAUUUAUACUGACAGAACAUGGAGGAACUGAAGGAAAUGAAUUGUUGCAAUGUCAGCACGAAGUUGAAGAGCUUCCAGUGGAAAUUUCAAAACUGCGGAAAAUUAGACUGAGUACGAAACUGCAGGAACAGGAUGCUACUGCAGAGUAAUUAUAAAGGUUUGCUUGCUGCAUCAGCUUCUGUCCACUACUGGCUAGAGUUUUACCCAGUGGAAAUACUGCUAUACAGACUCUCAGCCAACUGCACUAUCCAUAGGAAUGAACCUAUAAAUUCAACAAAUGCUGUUCAUUAAUUUCUUCAAUCAGGCACAAACAAUAAAAGGAGAAAAGAAGUAUCCUAUGUACUGUUCACUUUUCAACAUGUGGUUUAUUAAUAUAAAGGAAAAUCAUUUACUACAUAAUUUAUGAGGAUUUUGUAAUUUUUUUUAAACUGGAUGUCUUUACUGGUGACUAUUAUCUGUGAUUACGUCUCUGAGAUACAGGACUUCAAGCAGAACAAAUGAGCACUGUAGCAAACUGUGAAUUCCUUCAGUACCAAAAAAAAUCACAGGUUUAAGAGCAUUGAAAAUCCUGAUAGCAUUUUUUUAUAUUUUGCUAUUGGAAUGUGCCAGGAUAGUUUUAUAUAUUGUGUGUGUGUGUGCUGGUAGUUUGCACUUAGAAUGAUACCAAGGGCCUAGUUUUAGGCUCCAAUCUAUUGUAUGUGUCUCUGAGCUAUUAUGUAAAUCAUCUGAAGUGAUAAGCAUAUGACUUUAUGUGAAUGAAAAUCAAAUUAAUAGGUAACCAGUUAACAAUAGUGUUACAGCAGUAGUGUGAGCAAAUGGCCAUGGAGUAUUAAAACAGCUAACUGCAAUUCCACAACACUA
Hypanus sabinus (Atlantic stingray) is the source of this 4957-nucleotide messenger RNA. It is a transcript of the gene tll1, whose product is annotated as tolloid-like 1. The coding region runs from base 893 to 4033 and encodes 1046 amino acids. The record is from RefSeq and is a predicted model, not a curated record. Gene Ontology annotation, biological process: proteolysis. NCBI's taxonomy places the organism in Eukaryota, Metazoa, Chordata, Chondrichthyes, Myliobatiformes, Dasyatidae. Gene Ontology annotation, molecular function: calcium ion binding; serine-type endopeptidase activity; metalloendopeptidase activity. The transcript has 23 exons.